AUGGGUGUCAUGAGGGUGCUUGCGAAAAGACGCAGGGAAGAGGAUAAAUAUAGUACGAAGAAAGGAAGAAAUUUUCUGAAAAAGUCUGCAGUACCUUGUAUAGAUCCUAGGGGUAUUGAUGAAUCAAUGGAAUCAAUGAAUCAACAAGCAAUGGAUCCUAUAUCGAUACCAGUGAGCGACUCAGAAUCGAUUUUCGAUAGUCCUAGGAAAAUUAUCUUGAAACGAAAACUUCAAAACGUCACUAUAGUUAAGAAAAAAAUUACAAAAAAAAAUUAA
Parnassius apollo (apollo) is the source of this 276-nucleotide messenger RNA. The record is from the annotation of a GenBank genome assembly. Lineage: Eukaryota; Metazoa; Arthropoda; Insecta; Lepidoptera; Papilionidae.